Telopea speciosissima is the source of this 1488-nucleotide messenger RNA. RefSeq names its product zinc finger protein ZAT9-like. Gene Ontology annotation, biological process: regulation of DNA-templated transcription. The record is from RefSeq and is a predicted model, not a curated record. The transcript has a single exon. Bases 128 to 1252 code for a protein of 374 amino acids. NCBI's taxonomy places the organism in Eukaryota, Viridiplantae, Streptophyta, Magnoliopsida, Proteales, Proteaceae.
GUUACCUACUCCUAAGUUUCCACUCUCUCGCUAUACUUCUUAAGCUCUCUAGUUUUCAUAGAUAGAAGAAGAAGGGAAGAAAGAGAAGGAGAGAGAGCUUCGAAGCUCUGCUCUGUUUCUAAUUUUCAUGGAGAAGCACAGUUGCAAGCUCUGUUUCAGGAGUUUCGCUAAUGGUAGAGCUUUGGGUGGUCAUAUGAGGUCUCAUAUGGCUACCUUGUCGAUACCUCCAAAGGCCCAACAAAUCCAUCACCAUCAUCAUCAACAACAACAACUCAGAGAUGAGACUGAGUCGCCCUCAUCUGCAUCAUCUUCUUCGUCUUCUUCUUCUUCUGGUGAGGAAGAAGAAGAAGAAGAAGAAGAAGAGGAAAAAGGUUUGUAUUAUGGGCUGAGAGAGAAUCCGAAGAAAAGCUUUCGUUUGGUAGAUCCUGAGUUUUCUUUUGCCGUCGAUGCUGGGUCGGUUGUGCAGGACAGAGAAAGCGAAACAGAAUCAUCUAAGAACCCAUCUAGAAGACGAUCGAAGAGGAAUCGCAAAUCCAGCUUCAUCGGAGAACAAAGAAAUCUACAGCAACAUCAACAACCACAAACACCGGAGCUGAAGAAGCCCAAGUCGAGCAAACCCAGUCAAGCUGAGUCGCUGCCCGAGCCAGAACCGGUGAGCUCUGUAUCUGAUACUACUCCAGAGGAAGAUGUUGCGCGAUGUCUUAUGAUGCUUUCAAGGGAUAUAUGGAUGAGAAAAGAAGAAGAAGUGGAGACGGAGGAAGAACAAGAAGAAGAUGAAGAAGAAGCAGAGAAAUCUAUGGAAGAGUCCGAUGACUCGGAAGAGCUCAAAUUCCCAACUCGGACUCGGGGGAGAUACCAGUGCGGGACAUGCAAGAAGGUGUUCAGGUCUUACCAAGCUUUGGGUGGGCAUAGAGCAAGUCAUAAGAAGAUCAGAGGCUGUACCCUAUCUUCCUCCUAUGCUGCUCGGACCCAUGAAGCAGAUUCCGAACCAGGUAAUGCAGGAACUUCCACUGUCGAUCGGAAAAUCCAUGAAUGCCCUGUUUGUUUUAGAGUUUUUGGGUCUGGUCAAGCUCAUGGUGGGCACAAAAGAUCCCACCUUUCUGGUUCAGUUACAGCUACAGCUACAAAUACUGCUAAAUUUGGAAACAAUUUGAUAGAUCUUAACCUUCCUGCUCCUGUUGAAGAUGACGAUAUGAGCCAAGUUGAGCUCUCUGCGGUCUCUGAUGCAGAAUUCGUCGAUCCGACCAAAUGACGGAUUACAGUGGUGAUUGGAUUCUGUGCCAUUGAAUGGGGAUUACAGUGGAAAACUCAAAGCUCUCGGAGGUAAAUAGAAAUUCCAAACCUUGAGUCUUAUCAAUGCGAUCUGUGAUUAUUUUUAGUUUGUUUGAGGAAUUGGGUCAAAUCACAAAUGGGUCUCUGUAUUUACAGAUUUUUCUUUAUAUUAAUCUUCUCAAAAUUCGUGCUUUUUUUUUUUUACUUUUUCUUUCU